Scheffersomyces stipitis CBS 6054 is the source of this 2875-nucleotide messenger RNA. RefSeq names its product putative ATP-dependent RNA helicase. Gene Ontology annotation, molecular function: ATP binding; RNA helicase activity; RNA binding. NCBI's taxonomy places the organism in Eukaryota, Fungi, Ascomycota, Pichiomycetes, Serinales, Debaryomycetaceae. The record is from RefSeq and is a predicted model, not a curated record. The transcript has a single exon. Gene Ontology annotation, cellular component: nucleus. Bases 15 to 2810 code for a protein of 931 amino acids.
CCGACUACUCGAGCAUGUCAGACAACGAAGAAGACUACGACAUUGCCCGCUCGUUGACCGUCAACCUCGAAGACAGUGACUCUGACUCGGGCUCUGACUUCAGUGACGAGGAGCAAGAAGUCCAGGACAUAAUUUCGAGCGAAGAUGAAGCUGAAGAACAGCCCAAGAAGAAACAAAAGACAGCCAAACCAGCCAAAGAGGCUUUCCCAUCUCUAGAGCUCUCAGGUGAUGAAGACGAACAGGACGAUGACAAGGAUAUGGCGUCAUAUUUUGCUGCCAACAAUCCUCAGGCCAAGAAGGCUAAGGCUGGUUCUUUUCAAUCGUUUGGUCUUUCCAAAUUGGUACUCACCAAUAUUGCUAAAAAGGGCUAUAGACAGCCAACACCUAUCCAGAGAAAAACCAUUCCACUCAUAAUGGCCAACCGUGAUGUGGUCGGUAUGGCCAGAACCGGUUCUGGAAAGACUGCUGCAUUCACAUUGCCAGUAAUUGAAAAAUUAAAGGGCCACAGUGCUAGAGUAGGUAUCAGAGCCAUUAUCUUGUCACCUCUGAGAGAAUUGGCUUUACAGACAUAUAAGCAAGUCAAGGAGUUCAGUAAGGGCUCAGAUUUGCGUGCUAUCGUAUUGACUGGUGGUGACUCUUUGGAGGAUCAGUUCUCCAGCAUGGUUUCCAACCCGGAUAUUGUCAUUGCUACCCCAGGUAGAUUUUUGCAUUUGCAGGUAGAAAUGCAGUUGGAUUUGAAAACUGUAGAGUAUAUAGUGUUUGACGAAGCCGAUCAUUUGUUCGAACAGGGUUUUGCAGAGCAGUUGAAUGAGUUGUUGGCUGUUUUGCCUCCACAAAGGCAGUCUUUGUUGUUUAGUGCUACUUUGCCACGUUCGUUGGUGGAUUUCGCAAAGGCUGGUUUGUCCAAUCCUGUGUUGGUCAGAUUGGAUGCUGACUCCAAGAUCUCUGACCAAUUGCAAAUGGCCUUCUUCACCACCAAGAAGAAUGAAAGAGAAGCCAAUUUGUUGUACGUCUUGCAAGAAGUCAUCAAGAUGCCAUUAGGAACAGCAGAACAAAUCAAGAAGUUAAGACUCAUGGAUAAAAGAGUCAACGACGAGGCAGAAGAAGAGGAGUUGGAAAAUGAAUCGGGUUCGAAAAGAAAGUACAAAUUCAAGAAGGAAAGGUUACCAUCUGCUAACGUUUUGCCCUCUCCGCAUUCCACCAUUGUUUUCGUUCCUACUAAGCACCACGUAGAAUACAUCACAACCUUACUCCGUGACGCUGGGUAUUUGGUUUCGUACAUCUACGGUACAUUAGACCAGCAUGCUAGAAAGAACCAGUUAUACCAAUUCAGAUUAGGCAUGACUACCGUCUUGGUUGUCACAGAUGUGGCUGCUCGUGGUAUUGAUAUUCCUGUCUUGGCUAACGUUGUCAACUACACGUUACCAGGCUCGUCUAAAAUCUUCAUUCAUCGUGUAGGUAGAACUGCGAGAGCAGGUAACAAGGGUUGGGCGUACUCUAUUGUUAACGAAAAGGAGUUGCCAUAUCUUCUUGACUUGGAAUUGUUUUUGGGAAAGAAAAUCCUCUUAACAGCAAUGCAAGAACAGAAGUGUCAACUCUUGAAAGACAAGCAGGGAGACAAUUACGUCGAGCCAAAAGUCCAGUAUACCGACCGUUUGGUACUUGGUUCUUGUCCAAGAUUGUCUUUGGAAACUUUUGAAGAACUUUAUGAAAACUUGUUACGUAACCACUAUGAGCUCUCUGUCAUUAAGGAAGUUGCUGCCAAGGGUGAGAAGUUGUAUUACCGUACCAGGAAGGCUGCUUCUACCGAAUCGGUCAAGCGUGCAAAGGAAAUCAUGGACACAGGAACCUGGGACGAUCAGCAUCUACUUUUUGGUCCAAACUUGGAAAAGGAAAAGGAAAAGUUCUUGGCCAAGUUAGCCAACAGACAUGUCAAGGAGACAGUCUUUGAAUUUAACAAAAAGGGUAACGAUCGUGACGAAGACAGUCUUGUCAGUUUCAUGCAUAGGAGAAGAAAGCAACUUGCUCCCAUCCAGCGUCGUGCAAGUGAAAGAAGAGACUUGUUGCAACGUGAAAGAGAAGCUGGUUUGACCCAUGGUAUCGAAGAUGAGAUCUUGAAGGCUCAUGGGGAGACUGGAUACUCUGCUUCCGGUAUUAACGAUGUAGACGAAGAGGAAUUACAAAAUGCUUUUGAGGACGCUGAUCAGUUAUCGUCCAAGUCGAACAAGAAGAACUACCGUGACGAUAGGUUCUUCAUUAGUCACUACGCACCAGCUUCGGUAAUUCAAGAUCAGCAGUUAAAUAUCACCUCGUCGUUUGCUAACGAGGCUGCGUCUGCUACAUUCGACUUGGACAACGAUGACAAGAUCGGAAAUGGCAAACAAGUCAUGCAAUGGGACAGAAAGAAGGGUAAGUACAUCAACUCCCAGUCCACAGACAAGAAAUUCAUCAUUGGUGAGAGUGGUGCCAAAAUUCCAGCCACCUACAGAUCUGGAAAGUUCGACGAGUGGAAGAAGAAACGUAACAUGCAACCUGCCAAGGUGGGAUCACUUGAAACUGAAGGUGAAAGCAAGCAGCGUUUCAAGCAUAAACGUAAUGCUGCUCCAAAGUUGCCUGACAAAUACAGAGAUGACUACCACAAGCAAAAGAAGAAGGUUGAAAAGGCUGUGGAAUCGGGCCGUGACGUUAAGGGCUACCAUAAACCGGGUCAAAGACUGGAAAUCAAGUCUACUGAAGAUAUUAGAAAGGCUAGAUUGUUGAAAGAAAAGAAAAUGGCCAAGAAUGCCCGUCCUAGUAGGAAGCGCAAAUAGAUAUAGUUAACUUAUAGAAUCUGUACAUUAAUAAUAGUCUACUAGAAAUUGUAUUACGCUAUGGG